GCGACGUGUGAGAAUUACUGAGAAAUGUGAAUGUAAAUACAUAAAUUUCAUUAUCUUUUAUUAUGACGUUCCGAUUAUUUUUAAUUUUAUUUAUCCCGAACGCCGUCGUCUCCGAAACGAGUUUCUUUCGAUGUUGUUUGUUAUUGUUUUUGUUCCCGAAUAAUAAUAAUAUUGUUUUUUGAGUUUUUUUUUUCCUUCUCAUUAGUUGUCCCGCCGACACUUCCGGAUUUAAGAAUUCUGCCGCAACGGUUUCAAUCCGAAUUUAUAUUUUUGCCGUUUUUGCAGAACACUUCCGUCUCCACGAACGGUGCCUCACGCAGCCAAUAGGUCGCCGAUACGGUUAACAAGUUGGUUCGGAAACACGUCCUGUCCACGGUGUGUUGUCGGAUGGAUUUAUGUUGAACAAAUCCUCGCCAGUCGACCGAGUUGAAAUAAUGAACAUCGGCAGGAGUAAUCCCCACGGCAACCGACUAUUGUUCGCUGGCUUCAAUCAGGAUCAAGGAUGUUUUGCUUGUGGUAUGGAUAAGGGCUUUAGAGUUUACAACUGUGACCCUUUAAAAGAAAAAGUGCGCCAAGACUUUCCAGAUGGUGGCCUUGCCUUUGUAGAAAUGUUAUUUAGGUGUAACUAUUUAGCUAUGGUUGGUGGAGGCACAUCACCAAAAUAUCCAACAAACAGAGUUGUUAUCUGGGAUGAUCUGAAAAAAGAUUCUGUGAUUACUUUGGAGUUCAACACACACGUGCUAUGUGUGCGGCUAAGAAGAGAUCGAAUAGUUGUUGUGCUUGAAGGUGUCAUCAAAGUGUACACGUUCACGCAGACUCCACAGCAGCUACAUGUGUUUGAAACUCAUGCCAAUCCAAAAGGUUUGUGUAUGCUAUGCCCCAAUAGCAACAAUUCAUUAUUAGCAUUCCCUGGGCGAAAAAUGGGACAUGUUCAAUUGGUAGAUCUAGCAGAUACAGAUAAACCUCCUCUGGAUAUUGCUGCACAUGAAACCCUCUUAGGAUGUAUAGCUCUUAAUUUACAGGGUACAAGACUGGCUACAGCAUCUGAAAGAGGAACUCUAAUAAGAGUAUUUGACACAAAGUCUGGAAAUAUGUUAUAUGAAUUUCGUAGAGGAACUAAUACAGCUCAAAUUUAUUGUAUUAACUUCAAUGCGGAUUCAACUAUGAUGUGUGUGGCUAGUGAUCAUGGAACCAUUCAUAUAUUUGCAUUAGAAGACCAAAGUUUAAAUAAACAGUCAAGUUUAGCUUCAAAUUUCUUACCGAAAUACUUUAGUUCUAGUUGGAGCUUUUGUAAAUUUCAAGUGCCUAAUGGACCACAGUGUGUUUGUGCAUUUGGAUCAGAAAACAAUUGUAUCAUAGUAAUUUGUGCUGAUGGAAACUACUACAAGUUUGUGUUCAAUCAAAAGGGUGAAUGCUGGAGAGAUAUUUGUGCUCAAUUUCUAGAAAUAACCAAUGAUAAUAACAUUAUUAGUUGAUAUAAAUAUUUGUUUUAAUCGUUUUAUUAUUAUUUAACUAUUAUUAGUUACAUAUUCCAUAUCAUUUUCUUUAUAAAGUAUUAUUUUAUUUGAUAGUUAAUUUUGUUUUAAAAAUAUUAUUUUAAAUAUAACUAGUUAAAAUGUAUUUUUGUUAUUCUUUAUAUUAUUUAUUAUUAUAAAUAUUGGAUUGUUGUAAAUUUCUAUAUAUCUUGUAUAUAAUGAAAAGGGAAAUAUAAAAUACAUUUUCUAUCAUAAAUAUUUAUACUUCCGUCAUUUUAUGAAAUGUGCGAGGCUAAGGUAAACAUGUUUUUCAUUAUACAUGGCAUAUACCUAUAAUAUAUCAAUGAUGAAUUUAUUGACAAAUUUUUUUAAAUUAGAAAUUAAAAUAAUAGACUUGUAAACAGUAUUCCUAUUUUGGAUGUAAAUAAACAGGUUUGACAACAAUGAAAAUAGUAGCCAUAGGGAGGACAUCAUUGUCGUUAGUGUGAGCGGUUGUCGUUGAAAAUGUUGAAAAGUGUAACUGAACUAGAAGGACAAUUUGAUAGUUUGAUGAUGAUAAUGAUAAUAAAUGAUAAUGACAGUUUAUAAUGUGUGUAUUAUUUAACCAAUUAAAAAAUAAAUAUAACUGUUUAAGAAGUAGGUUGUACUUAUUUUUAUUGUAGAAGUGACCUAGUGAAAUGUAAUAAGCUAAAUAAGCUAAUAACAUUAAUUGUAUAACACAUCACUCUUGUAUAAUUGUAAAUAAAACCUAUAGCUGUCAAAUAAUUAAAUUAAA
Metopolophium dirhodum (rose-grain aphid) is the source of this 2250-nucleotide messenger RNA. Its product is annotated as WD repeat domain phosphoinositide-interacting protein 3. The transcript is spliced from 8 exons. Lineage: Eukaryota; Metazoa; Arthropoda; Insecta; Hemiptera; Aphididae. The record is from RefSeq and is a predicted model, not a curated record. The coding region runs from base 396 to 1475 and encodes 359 amino acids. Gene Ontology annotation, molecular function: protein binding; phosphatidylinositol-3,5-bisphosphate binding; phosphatidylinositol-3-phosphate binding. Gene Ontology annotation, cellular component: phagophore assembly site membrane; cytosol; extrinsic component of membrane. Gene Ontology annotation, biological process: nucleophagy; protein localization to phagophore assembly site; protein lipidation.